Messenger RNA from Zasmidium cellare ATCC 36951, 2268 nucleotides. RefSeq lists its product as uncharacterized. The record is from RefSeq and is a predicted model, not a curated record. Bases 1 to 2268 code for a protein of 755 amino acids. Lineage: Eukaryota; Fungi; Ascomycota; Dothideomycetes; Mycosphaerellales; Mycosphaerellaceae. The transcript has a single exon.
AUGCUGACCUGCCCGCCUUCACGAAUCAACCUCACAUCUGCCGACCUCGCCAGCUUCGACCGAAGAUGGGUAGCAAGACAGUCUGCUCGCCGUGAUGCCGACAACGUUCGACUUGGUCAGGGGCCUGCACGGCAGACGAGACUCGCGUUCGUACCCGCGGCUGCCAAUGCUGGGCGCCACAGAGCAGAUUCUUGUUCCUCUCAAGCAACCGUUCACGCAACCGAGGAUGAUGAUCCUGCCCUGCACAGCAAUACAGCAUCCCCAGCUGGACGACUCGAUCUGCCUAGUCUUGGUGACAAGAGUAACAGUUCAAACUCGGCAACCACCCGACAAGGUGUCCCAUCGCCUCAGAAACCAAUCCACGACGAAAGUACACCAGGUCCAGCACGAUCCCCAUCAAAGCCACCGCCAGAGCUGGACUUUCCCAUAUACGAAGAUCCUCCCCUGUUGCAAGCCUUGGUGGAAGCACGACACUUCCAGCAGCAUAAUAAUGGGUCUCGAUUUGAGCUGAAUAGAAGUCGCCCUGUAACUUCAAAUCUCCAGCAAAGAGCAGUCGCCGCACCGCCAGUUAUACACCAGCUUCAGAUACCUACCUUACUAUACCCGCCAUUGGAUCCUGGAGCACCGGUCUUCGUUCCCAGAACCAGAUUUGGCUCAACAACCAGCCUUUCGGACCAGAGCAGUGGUGUGGUUAUAGAAUCUUCUACCACCACUGGCCAGAUAGAACAGAGCACAGCAAAUCUACGCAUACGAUCAUCUUUCGAGCGGAACACCCAACAUUCGUCACGUAGCGCUGAACGCCACAGUGUUAUAUCGGACUCUUCUAUAUCGCUCGUGCCCUCCGAUGGACCACAAGCACGCCGCAGAAGUCGAAACAACGACCAGAACACCGCUUUGCACAGGCCGCUACUCGGGUUUGACAGGUACCCUGCCGUGCGGCCACCGGCAGUUGCAUUCGCGUCCAGGCGUAACAGUGGCUCCCAGAGACAAGUCGUAUUUCCACGCCGCCGGAGCUCCAGACAGCACUUGGUCGAGUUUGAGCGUUCGAGGCGCAGUCAAGAAGCUCGUCAGCAGAACCGGUCGUCAACGCACCUUACUGUGCCUGGAAACAAUGGACGAAGGCCAGUAUCGCCUGCUGCGUCGACUAGCAGCCGAUCGACGCCUAACUUGCUCCAGCCACCAUCGGCGCCGUAUAUCCAUGUCAGGAGCAGCUCGCUCUCAUCGAAUCGCAGCGGCACCCAGCAUGUAGGACACGUCCCAGCACGAAGAGCUCGAAAGUCGGGGGCUACUGUCAGUGAGCCAAGCGGGCUGAUCGAUGAUUUGUUCCUUCAGCGUGAUUCGCCUCUCGAUCGUAUCAUACAGAAGUAUGCCAAAUAUUCAACUCGGCCGCGCUCUGUAGGCCGCUCUUUUGAACGUCCUCCUGGACGCCGAACACGACCGUCGCUUCUCAGUGGCGAUCUGUUCACACAGGAUCCCACGGAUGAUCUUGAAGAUUAUGAUCAUGUCGAAAAGAACGAAAUAGCGUCACAGCCAUUAAUGAGGCACGUCGGAGGCAGGACUACCGUCGAAAGGCCGCUUACCAGCUCCCCAAUAUCACCCAAGUCUGACACUUGGACGCUUCACAAGCGACAUCCAACUAUCGAAGAUCCAGUUGCAUUAGCACUGGCCCUACCAUCACCAGAAGUGCCAUCCUCACCAUUGCCGAGAUCUUCACCAGUCGUCCGGUCUUCACCUCAACUACCCAGCACCCCUAUUCUACGAUCAGGACCAUCGAGACUACUCUCACCCGAAGCCAGUACAUCGUCAGCAGCCAAAUCAGCACACUCCACGGGCAGUCUCACGCCGUCGGUACAAAGCCUCGCAGCUGCAGUCACCCCCAGAGUACCCGUCUACAACGACAGUCAUCCCACUACCCAACAGCCGCAGACGCCAGCAGAUAUCGCCAAGUCCACUCGGCGCGCUCGCGGACGGUCAAACACAACAUCUACCCACCAAGCAACCCCAUCAGCCGUGCAUCCAAGUCCGACGCUGGCUCCUCCAGAACGCCAUCCUCAUCGUCAUACAUUCCCUUCGUCCACCUCGCAACAGACCCCGGAGGUCACUGUCGGCAUGACGCCUGUCAGAGCGGCCGCCGUGAUGGAGACGACUUCUGCCGUCAGGCACGACAGUGUUCUGGCUCGAGUUCAGCAGCGGAGCAGCAAUUCCAGCGAGAAUGACAUCGAGGGCAAUCUCGAUGGCUUGGAGCAGGAUCGACGUGUUUGGAUGUGA